Messenger RNA from Populus trichocarpa (black cottonwood), 625 nucleotides. Its product is annotated as small RNA-binding protein 11, chloroplastic. The record is from RefSeq and is a predicted model, not a curated record. The transcript has 3 exons. Gene Ontology annotation, cellular component: precatalytic spliceosome; U1 snRNP; U2-type prespliceosome. Gene Ontology annotation, biological process: mRNA splicing, via spliceosome. Gene Ontology annotation, molecular function: mRNA binding; U1 snRNA binding. Lineage: Eukaryota; Viridiplantae; Streptophyta; Magnoliopsida; Malpighiales; Salicaceae. The coding region runs from base 80 to 346 and encodes 88 amino acids.
GUCGUAUGAGCAAAGGGACGACACAGUACCAGGGCAGUACGAUUGAAUUAAGUUUGUCUGGACAGUGAAGAAGAAGAAAAUGGCACAAAGAAUAGGCUUACAGCUCUUUGUCAGCAGAUUAUCAUCAUACACGACAAAUCAUGAGCUCAAAAGGUUGUUUUCUCCCUUCGGUGCUGUUUCGGAAGCUAGACUAGUUGUUGAAUCAAAAACACUCAGGCCGAAAGGGUUUGGUUUUGUUACUUUCGAGUCAGAGGCUGAUGCACACAAGGCAUUGAAGGCAAUGAAUGGCAGGAUUGUUAAUGGAAGGCUGAUCUUUGUUGAAGUUGCAAAGGAUACCGAGCGAUGAUGUAGCUCUCAACAGAUAUUAGAUGAAGGGAUUGUGCACGGUUCUCUUUUAUUUCCCCAAUUCUGUUGGGUAAUUAGGGAAACCAAGAGGGCAUGGACGUCCAAGUGUUGGUAAAAGCAUAUUGUAAGACAAUUUAUGAUUCGUGAAGAAAGUGUAAUUUGUGGAAGGGGAAAAGCAAUGCAUUUGCUUUCAGUACUUUGCAUAAGCACUCGAUUGUGCUCAUGCUUUUGCCCGGACGAGUAACUUGACUUCAUUAUUGUAAAAGGAGAAGUUGCAUUA